AUGAAUGAGCUUGUGAUAGGAGGCAGUUUAUUUCGAAAUAAGAACAUACACAAGGAGACAUGGGAAUCACCUGAUGGAAAAACAAAAAAUCAGAUUGACCACAUCAUUAUAAGUCAGAGAUGGAGAAGCUCACUACAAGACGUUAGAGUUAUGAGAGGAGCAGAUAUCAGCUCAGACCACCAUCUUAUCAUAGCCAAAGUAAAAAUUAAACUUGCAAAAGGGACCAAAGUCGAACAAAAACGAAUUAAGUAUAAUGUGGAGAAGCUCAAAGACCUACAUCUCAAAGAUCAAUUCCAAAUCGAGCUCAGAAACAGAUUUGAAGUACUUAAAGAUUGGCCAGACCUGGAUAUAAAUAAUGAAUGGGAAGUGGGAAGAGAUAUCAUCAAGGGAGUGUGUGAAGAUGUACUUGGUAGAAAAACAAACAAAAAGAAAGAUUGGAUGUCACAUGGAACGUGGCAUAAAGUAGAAGAGAGAAGGAAAAUGAAGGAAAAGGUUAACAAUGCAAGAACAAGGGCUCAGAAACAAGAAGCACAAAACAAACACCAACUCCUCAACAAAAAUGUGAAAAAAUGUUGUAGGAAAGACAAGAGAGAAUAUGUAAAUGAUCUAGCAACUGAAGCAGAAUUUGCUGCAUAUAAGGGCGACAUCAAAACCUUGUACAAUAUCACCAAAACCCUUAGUAGACGAAAACCAGCUUAA
Messenger RNA from Mytilus trossulus (common blue mussel), 699 nucleotides. RefSeq lists its product as uncharacterized. NCBI's taxonomy places the organism in Eukaryota, Metazoa, Mollusca, Bivalvia, Mytilida, Mytilidae. The transcript has a single exon. The coding region runs from base 1 to 699 and encodes 232 amino acids. The record is from RefSeq and is a predicted model, not a curated record.